AUGCCUCAAUUGGACGAUCGCGACGACAAAAGCCAUGUCCAAGCCGAUGUCCCAAUUACCUGUGCGACGGAUGAACAGGCGCCCAACUUGAAAGAAGCCACAAGUUGGCAGAUGAGUGUACUCAUUGUUCUCUCCGCGCACUUUGUCGUGAUGAACACAUCCGGCUUCCUCAACUCUUUCGGCGCACUACAAAGCCACUUUGUCCAAGAGUUUGGCGAGUCUGCCUCGACAGUCUCAUGGAUUGGUUCAACCCAGAUAUUUCUGUACUUCUUUCUAGGAAUUUUCUCAGGUCGUUUAACCGACAUAGGGUACUUCCGUGUCACCUUUCUUGCUGGCUCUCUAGCUAUGGUUAUUGGCAUCUUUGCUUCCUCAUUUGGGUCAAAGUUCUGGGUCAUGUUCCUCACACUUGGCGUUGGCGUUGGCUUGGGUAACGGUCUGAUGUCAUGCCCAAUGCUGGCAGUCGUAUCCCAAUACUUUUCUGAAAGACGUGGGCUGGCUAUUGGUGUUGCUAUGUGCGGAGCUUGUACCGGUGGUGUUGUCUAUUCUGGUCUCAUGCGCCAAUUGAUACCUCGACUCGGCUUUUCUUGGACCAUGAGAGUCAUCGCAUUGAUUCAGUUUGUUACAUUGGCUUUUGUAAACAUUUGUUUGCGACCCAGGACUAAAGGGAAGAAGAGCCCCGAUUGGAUUGACUGGACAGCAUUUCGAGAUACUCGCUUCAAUAAUUAUGCUGUCGCAACAUUCAUGUCACUUCUGGGAUUAUACAUCUCCAUCUUCUACGUCGUCGACUUUUCUCGAACCUCCAUCUCGCCACCGUUCUCUUAUCAAGAUUCACUGAACCUUCUUCUCGUUUUUAAUGCUGUCAACUUGAUCGGACGUCUGGGUUCGGGGUUUAUUGCUGACAAAGUUGGCAUCUUGGUAAUUUUCGUUCCCGUCAUAGCUUCAACCGCUGUCAUUCUGCUAUCGUGGAUUGCAGUGAACACAGCAGUAGCUAUGUACGUCUGGACUGUUUUCUGUGGGAUACUUUCCGGGGGCAUACAGAGUCUCUUCCCAGCUGGACUGGGUUAUCUCACUGCAGAUGCAGAGAAACCCGGUACACGAAUGGGUAUGGUUUUUGGACUUGGUAGCAUUGCAAGUCUGGUUGGAGCUCCUAUAGGAGGAGCCUUGAUUGGAGCAAUGAAUGGGAGAUACAUGGGUGCACAAAUAUUUGCGGGUGUUACUAUGGCUGUGGCUGCGAUCUUUCUCGAAACUAGUAGAAGGGCGGAUGUCAGUCGAGGCAAAGACAUGGAGGAUUAG
Fusarium venenatum is the source of this 1293-nucleotide messenger RNA. Its product is annotated as major facilitator superfamily transporter. Gene Ontology annotation, biological process: transmembrane transport. The record is from RefSeq and is a predicted model, not a curated record. Gene Ontology annotation, molecular function: transmembrane transporter activity. Lineage: Eukaryota; Fungi; Ascomycota; Sordariomycetes; Hypocreales; Nectriaceae. Gene Ontology annotation, cellular component: membrane.